ACUUUGCUCGACGACUUUGCCAGCCCUAUCUGCCGAUAUUCGACAGCGUGUUCCAUGGUCUCAAUGCCCAAAGAGAGUUCAUCGCUUUGCGGGCUCAGCUCUUCCUGAUCCAUCAAGUGAACGACCGCCCCAUGCGCCUUGACGACAUUGGCGAAUCGCCAUCCCGCAGCCCGAUCCCAGCCACAGUCGACCUCCUGGGAUAUCUUGGGUUGCCAUCAAGCCUGUCGCUCAUUGGACUCGGUACCCUGACCGCAGUGGGCCUCGUUUGCUUCAGGCGGUUUGGCAUGCAGCUGGACCCGAGUGUGCACAUUCUUGUCCAUGUCGCGGCAUCGCUUAGCUGGGCUGGAUCAGCGACGGCAUUGCUUUCCGAGUACCGGAGCCUCAAGCAGGAUCUGGUCGAUUCAACUGUGGCCUUGCAGGACGCAGCCGAGCUCGUGGAGACACUGAUUCGCUCCACGAACGAGAUUGACUCUACAAUUGCCAGGGCCAUCCGAGCGAUACAGGAAAUCGAGCUGGUCUCGCGGGGCUAUCACAUCACCGCUCCCCAGCUCGCACCCAUCUCGCGUAUCGAGCAAUCGUUGCCCUCCAAGCGCUGCCAGCUGCUGCGAGAGGCAAUCUUCUCUGUCUGUCGGGCUGCUCGCGUGCUCUGGGUCGAUUUUCAGGACUCGAUAUCUGCUCUGGCUGUUGCCCAGCCGUCUCAACAGGAUCUUGAAGCGCUGGGUCAUCCUCGUCCAGGUGAUCAAGGGACAGAGAGCUCUACCAAUCCAUUUUCGCUGGAGGAGCUCAAAGCAGAGCACCGCGCCCUGAAGAGCCAGAGAAUCGCUGCCCUCCAGCGUCUCGUGUGUUGUCGGGCACUUGCUGUUGAGACUGCUCGUCAGUUCCCGCUUUCGGAUACCGGGGCUACCUCGGACUGGCUCAAGAUAUGCGGUGCGCUCAAGGCGCUGUGCUCCAAGACCCAGGAUCUAUCGCACGCCCUUGAGAGAGUUCACUCAAUCGAAACUCAGAUUCAUGCCGGUCCCUCCAGCGGACAAGUCGAGACAGAGAGCGGACUUGCGCCGUCGAAUCAUCCACGAGUACACUCCUUCAUCCAAAGGCUGUCCUCGUUGGGUCGCCAUCUGCAACUCAUGAAAGUCAAGCUAGUGGUCGUCAGCCACGACAUCAAAGGCCACACUCCAGGAAGCCCCGUUGACCAGAAUAUGGAGCUAUUUUCCACCCUCUCGAUCGAUCUCGCCAACAUUCAGCACGAGCUCGAGUCGGCUCGCGCUGCCCUAAGCGAUCUUUCCUCAGAAGUGCCGCCGGGCGGUCGAGACAACCAGACACUUGACGAGGAGGAGCCAUCCCCGAGCUGGCGGCUGACCCUGCAGCGACAGACACUCGUCCAAGUGCAGAGGAUUUUGGAUACUCACGUCGAUGAUACACUGCACGAGGAGGAUUUACUGUUCGAGAACGUGUUUGAAAGCUUUGACGACGAUGCUGUCGAUGCCGACGACGGUGCCGACAGCGCAUCAAAGAAGGAGAAACUCUCGCGUGCCGAUAGAAUCGCUCUCCAGCGACAAGCACGAGCAAAACAGGAGGCGCAAAAGGAGCAGAAACGGGCACGAGAGCAAAUGGUCAUGGAGCUGAAGAACGUUCUGUUGCGACGGCCGGCGAAAACACCAAUAUCCAACCGCCCGGCUCAACGUGAACGCAGCGAACGCAGCGACGUCACCUCCUCUGUCGCUCCGGUCCAGCAAGUCACGCCAAGUUCUGGGCUUCGUGCUGAAGGUCUUGACGGCUCGGCUCACGGUGCCGAUGUCAGCUCGACACAUGGUUCCCCUAUUUUGCAUCCACGCGCUGGAUCAGACCAAGACCCCUCCCAACAACGUCCGACAUCAAGCGAAUAUCAAGACACCUAUCGCAGUUCACUCGCGGACAUGCUCGCGGCUCUGCGAACCGGGGGCACCGAGCUGCGUGCGAUCGGCAGCGACGACGACGACGACAACGAUACCGACAUGGUCGGCAAGGACAGCGAAAACAGCGGUCGAGCGACCGAGAUCGGUGAUGAUGGCGAAAAGGACUACGGCCCUGAGACGACCAGUGGCCUUGCGGAACCAGAUCAAGCCGAUGAAUCCGCUCCUCACGAACAAAUGCGUGGGUCUCGCGAUCAAGUCUAUGACCCCCUCACGCACGGUCUUCCUGACCACGAUGCUUCGCGCCCUCCAGCCCAGAGCCGAGUCCAAGAAUCAGUCCGGCCACCAAGACGCCCUGGUGAGAGACUUUCGACCAAGGAACGGCUCUCGAAGGCCCUUGAGUUCCGGCGCAGAGUCCCAGGAGAGCCACUUGAUGGAGAUCGCAGCGCGGCAUCGGUGUAGAACCCGGUGAGCUUUGUCCACCUUGGCCGUCGACGUAGCUCUGCCUCCAUUGGUGUGCACCAAGAUGCGUGC
Polychytrium aggregatum is the source of this 2423-nucleotide messenger RNA. RefSeq lists its product as uncharacterized. The record is from RefSeq and is a predicted model, not a curated record. Gene Ontology annotation, molecular function: myosin binding. Gene Ontology annotation, biological process: cell-cell adhesion. Bases 132 to 2351 code for a protein of 739 amino acids. The transcript has 7 exons. Gene Ontology annotation, cellular component: plasma membrane. Lineage: Eukaryota; Fungi; Chytridiomycota; Chytridiomycetes; Polychytriales.